This is a messenger RNA of Sordaria macrospora k-hell, 1449 nucleotides long. Lineage: Eukaryota; Fungi; Ascomycota; Sordariomycetes; Sordariales; Sordariaceae. The record is from RefSeq and is a predicted model, not a curated record.
AUGUCGGCCCGCAAGCCAAGUCCGCCUCCAGUCAACGGGAGGGAUAAGUCCCGGAUCGACGAUGUCAAUGCGAGUACAGCCUUUAAGGAGGAUGUUCGCUCCGGUCUCUGGUCGUGGACCAAGCUCGACGAUACCACCGCCGUCGGUCCUCGCAUAGGCCCAGUUCUACAUAGCGUUGCCGUCCCCAGCUCCGACAGCGACGACAGCAUCGUCACGCCAGAACGCCAGCACGAACUUGAAAAGGGAAAUGCCAUCCACUCGCUGGUCUUGUGGGAGUUUUGCCUCCGACAUCCCGAGGUCCGGGAUGUCUGUGACAUUGGCCAAAUGCUGUUCUGGAAUAAGAAUUGGGCUUGGUGGGCCACUGCCAUCAUGUUUCUGCUCAACAACACAUUUAUCCAGGGCUUGCAUGUUGUUGUGGGCGCCGAAUAUCUCAAUACCAUGACCGGCACAGACCCGGGUAUCGCUUGUCGGACUGUCAGCUUUGGCAUCAUUGUCGCACUUGUCUGCUGGCUCUGCUCACUCCCCCGAACAUUCAACACCUUGUCCAAACUUGGAGUGUUCUCAGCAUUCUUUACCCUCAUUUCUGUUCUUCUCGCUGCUGUCUUCUCCGGCGCACAGAAACAUCCAGCUGGCUAUGACCCUCGUCCGUCAUUCACGUCAGAUGCCGGAGUAGAGUCAAUCGGGGGCAACCCCAUCGUGACCGCCUUUCCGGUCAAGACAGCGUCCUACAUUGCCUGUUUCAAUGCAUUUCUCAAUAUCUCUUAUACUUUCAUCGGGCAAAUCACACUACCCAGCUUCAUCGCAGAGAUGAGAGAGCCAAAGGACUUUCCAAAGGCCUUAUGGGCUUGUGCCAUUGCUGAGGUUGUCCUGUUCAGUGUCGUCGGAGCUGUGAUCUACGCAUACACCGGAAACCAGUACAUGACUGCGCCUGCCUUCGGCUCACUCCAAGAAACGUACAAGAAGGUUGCCUUCUCGUUCAUGAUUCCGACUAUCAUUUUCCUGGGUGUCCUGUACGCCUCGGUCUCGGCACGUUUCGUCUUCUUCCGCAUCUUCAAGAACUCCAAACACAGGACCGAGCACACGAUUACUGGAUGGUCAACAUGGGCGGCUAUUCUUCUGACAACAUGGAUUGCCGCCUUCGUUAUUGCAGAAGUCAUCCCCUUCUUCUCUUCCCUCCUUUCCCUCAUGUCAUCGCUCUUUGACAGCUUCUUCGGUUUUAUCUUCUGGGGCGUUGCCUAUUUCCGGAUGCGUAAAGCCGACUCGAGAGCCGGCAUUGCAAGGAAGAGAGGCAUCGGCACCAUCCUGCUGGGGGUAACUAACAUCAUCAUUAUCCUCGUUGGUUUCCUCUUUCUUGGAUUUGGGAGCUAUGCUAGCGUGUUGGGGAUUUUGGAAGCCUACGAUACAGGAUCGGUCAGGAGCGUGUUUUCGUGUGCGAGUAAUGGCCUUUGA